GGCCUAUCAGCCAAUCAGUCUGGGAGCUCCUUAUCCAAAUAAAUACCCACUUUUUUGAUCUGAAGUGAGUGAUACGCCAGCCAUUUGCAGCUUUGGUUGAUAAAAUAUUAUUUGGUGUGUAGCAGUGAGGAUCAAAUGGCCAUGGCCACAGCUGUCGUAUGUCCUCAGAACAUCACCGGCGGAGCCGUCGUCAGCUCACCUGCCAAGACCAAGAAGAGAAUGAACAGAGUGGUACAGAUAAGAGGCCUUAAUUCAUUUGGGGGACUCAAGGCUAGCAAUGAUGUUGUGGCCUUGGGACUACCCUUGAGCACUGAGAAGGGUUUCGCCAAGAUUGUGAGCUCGGUGAAAGCAACAGCAUCCAAUGGAAAAGGAAAGGGAGGAGGAGCGCUUUCAUCCACUUGCAAUGCCGCCGGUGAGAUAUUCACAAUUGCUGCUAUCAUCAAUGGCCUUGUUCUUGUGGGGGUUGCUGUUGGCUUCGUGCUCCUGCGAGUUGAAGCGUGGGUGGAGGAGUCUGAGGCAGAGUGAAACCAAGUAAUUAAUUAAUAUCCACACUAUAUGUUCCUUCUAUAUUUCAUGCUUCGCCUGUUCUUCUUUUCAUUAUGACUUGUAUAUCUAUUUCUGAAAUUUCAUCGUUUUCUUGUUUACUUCGUAAUUGGAUUAUCUCUCGUCAAUAAUUUAUUGCCUUCAA
This is a messenger RNA of Vigna radiata var. radiata (mung bean), 688 nucleotides long. RefSeq lists its product as uncharacterized. Gene Ontology annotation, cellular component: cytochrome b6f complex. The coding region runs from base 136 to 525 and encodes 129 amino acids. Lineage: Eukaryota; Viridiplantae; Streptophyta; Magnoliopsida; Fabales; Fabaceae. The transcript has a single exon. The record is from RefSeq and is a predicted model, not a curated record.